AUGAUUUAUGGAUUUUAUUAUCGUCGUUUUCCAGAUAAUAAAAGUCGAAGCGAGGUUUCCACACCGAUUUCGGCAAAAGCUCAGCUCGAGUACCAAUCACUUUCGGACGAAGCAGUUGAAGAUACCAUUGAAUACAAAGGUGUUCCACAUUCCGGGAGCAAGUCGUUGGACACGCUCGAUAAUUUAGACGAUUUAGCCGAUACUAUAAAAACAAAACAAGCCUCUUGCAGCGAUAUCAAAGAGAAGAAUAAACCUUUCGACGAGAAAGCGUUCUAUGAUACCAAACGUACUCAGAAGGCAGCUUCUACGAGUGCCAUAAAGAGUUCUAUGACGGAGAUAACGAAGAAAUUAUCGACGAAGAAUGUGAAGCCACCGAAUAUUUUAAUAUACGCUGACAGCUUGAUAGCGAGAAAUAACGUGAAAACUGCGUUGAAGAAAUUCUUAGGAACAGAAAGGUACACCAUUUAUGCCUUGUCCUCUUCGGAGGCUCGGAACGAUGCCUGGAUAGAGAACGCCGUGUUGGUGGUCGUCUGCGGGAACGUAGGCAGCGAGAUUGGGAACCGCAUCGUCGAGUACAUCCUCCGCGGCGGUAAACUCUUAGCUCUGUGCUCGGACAUAAUCCACAUCCUGCUUCCGUUGUUCAAAACUGCCGAGGUCCGGGAGAACGAGCUCGUCCACUUUUCUUACGGAAAAUGGAAGAACGUCCGAAUGAUGCACCAUAUAUUCUGCUAUCAAGCCUCCCCCGUCAGGACGAAAUUCUCCCAGGAUCAGAAGGACCCUUCGACACCCUCUUCCAUAAGCAUCAAAGACAAAAAAGGAAACACGCAUGUUUUCGAAUUAAAAGUCCUCGGAACGGAGGAGACCUGGCAUACGCCGAGCAUUUUAUUAGCGACGCUUCCCAGCAGCGGGGGAAAAGUAGUCUUCUCGCAGAUUCAUUUAGAAGUGGAUCCGAUGGAGUACGAAUUAGAGGAGAGCAAAUUUGCCGCUUUAAAAGAGAGCAACGAGACCAGAUUAGAAAUUUUCAAUGACUUAUUGAAGGUCCAUCUUGGAAUUGAAAUCAGUAACGGUACCAAGACGUCUGGUGCUGUGAAUUACACCCCAGCUUUCUUUUUGGGUCGUCACGAAUCUAAGUUGGAAAUGCUUGAGAAAUUGAAAGACAUAAUGCAGAACGAUACGUUGAAAACGUCGAAAUUGGAGAUUCAGUUUUGUCGGAGCGCGACCUCUCGCUCGGCCUCUUCCACUUUUCUUCCAAUUAUGAUGCAUCAGUGUCCCGAAAACUUCUCCACCGUGGAAUACUUCGACAGCCUGAAGACCUCAGAGCUGGGACGUUUGGUGAUCUACGCGGACGUGAUGACAUCAUCUAUGGACGUAUUUAACGGGCACAAGUUGCGGCAUGGCUUGGCUGUGAUCGUACGUCAACAGACAAACGGUAAGGGAAGAGGGACGAAUGUAUGGCUAAAUCCGGAAGGAUCCGCCACGUUCACUUUACAACUUCAUAUAAAAAUGAACACCAUUGUCGGGCAAAGAAUAUCGAUCUUACAACAUUUAAUCUCCGUCGCGAUCAUAUCCGCAUUUAAAAGCCAACCUGGUUACGAAGAAUUGGAUCUGCGACUCAAGUGGCCUAAUGAUAUUUACGUUGGCAAUAUAAAAAUUGGAGGGAUGCUAAUAACCACGCAGGUAUUAUCGAAUUUGCUUGUCUGCAACGUGGGGAUCGGCUUCAAUUUGUUUAAUACGGAGCCCACGAUCUGCAUCAAGGAUAUCAUCAAUGAGUUCAAUCGAACAUUUGGCAAGAACGUGAAGAUGAUUUCGUACGAACAAUACUUUGCUAUUGUCUUUAAUGAGAUCGAAAGAUGGCUGGACGUUAUGCAAAGCGGAGAUGUCGAUCUCUUCUUGGAUGCUUAUUACGAAUAUUGGAUGCACAGUGAUACGGAGGUGACGGUGUUGUCGGCGUCAGGCACGUCUCAAAACGUUAAAAUUUUAGGCAUAGACGAGUUUGGAUAUUUACGUGUGCGCGGGGAAGAUGGGACGCUGUUCUCCGUCCAUCCGGACGGGAACACCUUUGAUUGUUUGAAAGGUCUCAUUGCUCCGAAGUAAACGAAUAUCAAAGUAGAUAUUGUUAAACAUUUUCUAAUAGCUAUAUGUGUACAUGUACACUGUUCUCAUUUUUUAUUUUUGUACGUUGCGUAUAUGCAUAUGUACGCGCAUGUAUAAAUGUACUUGAAUCUCAUUGAAGAAGCAUUCCAUGUCAUUUUUGUUGUUCUUAAGUUAUUUCGCGUAUGUUCUACGGUAAUAUUGAAUUGUUGUUACACGAAUCGAUGUACUGUUUCACGCCAAAGAAAUAAUAAAGCAUUAUUGAAUUAAAUCACCAA
Messenger RNA from Ceratina calcarata, 2369 nucleotides. RefSeq names its product holocarboxylase synthetase-like protein (gene Hcs). Gene Ontology annotation, molecular function: biotin--[biotin carboxyl-carrier protein] ligase activity. The record is from RefSeq and is a predicted model, not a curated record. The transcript has 5 exons. Bases 1 to 2094 code for a protein of 697 amino acids. Gene Ontology annotation, cellular component: cytoplasm. Gene Ontology annotation, biological process: protein modification process. Lineage: Eukaryota; Metazoa; Arthropoda; Insecta; Hymenoptera; Apidae.